UGACAACAAUCGAUAACACGUAUCGAAAGCACACCUGCUUGUAUUUACAUCCCUAGCGGCAGAAAAGUGCAGAAAAAUUUGUGAAAAUUUUUAAAUGCAAAGUGAAAAAAGUGUAAUACACGUAAUUUGUGUGCAAUGGAAACCAGUUUAGACGAGAGCAUGGACAGUGAGCGGGCCAGUUCGCCGGUAGACUUUCAGGAAGAGAAUCAAUCUCCUCCAGGAGUCGCCCUGAACAUCAAUGGCAAUGGCAGUGCCAGUGCCAGUGCCAGUCAAGAGGGGCCGAACGGCGUUGCUAUAGCGAAGGAAAAACCGACCGAUGUCACUUGGAGUAAACCUUUUAAUGCAUUUAGUGGCCGCCCCAUCGGCGAGCACUCGGCCCAGCAGCAGACGCUGCAACAGCAGGCGCUACAACAACAGCAGCAGCAACAACAACAGCCACCGACACACCACCAACAGAUGCCUCCUCCAGGGGCAAAUGGUGUGGCGGCGGCCACAUCAGAGAUUUGGGUGGAGACGAAGGCGGAGGAUGGACGCUCCUACUAUUACCAUGCGGUGACGCGCGAAACCACCUGGACACGUCCGGAUGGGCCCACUGUCAAAAUAAUGACCCAAACUGAGGUAGAAGAGAUAGCCAAGAGGCCGCCGAAUGCGGCUGUCAAGCCGGAUGUGAAAGCUGGCGAACCAUCUCUGGGCUCUGAGAUGGCAGCAGUACCCCAUCUGACAUCGCAGCCACCGCCUCAUCUGAUGAGCCAACCCCCUCCGAAUGCAGCCGGUCCGCUGCUGUCGCAGCCUCCGCCCAAUGUGCGACAACAGCCGCCGCCCAUGUUUCAACCUCCUGGGAUGCAGCCGCCUCCUGGUUUUGGCCAGCCGCCCUUCUGCAUGCCCCCGCCUGCAUAUGGCUUUCCGGGGGGUGCUGCUCCCGGUGGACCCUGGGGCGUGGGUGUGCCGCCAUGGCAGCAGCAACAACAGCAGCAGCAGCACAUGCACGCUCCGCCAGGCGGCCAGGAUAAGCCAGCCAAGACGCUGAUCAUCAAGCCAGGCGUCAUAGAUCCAGCGGUCAUUGCACGGGCAGCGGAAUGGUCCGAGCAUCGUGCUCCGGAUGGCAGGCCGUAUUAUUAUCAUGCUGCGCGCGGGGAGAGCGUGUGGGAGAAGCCGCAGGCUCUGAGGGACAUGGAGGCGGCCCGUAUGGCUGCACACUCCGGUGUGGCGCCAGCAGUUGGACCUCCAGGCGGAAUACCACCCCAUUUGCUGCCCAAUCCGAUGAUGCACAUGCCUCCGGGCACGGCGCCACCGGGAUUUGAUCCCCAAAUGGCGUAUGCGGCAGCUGCCGCCGCCAUGAAAGCGAACACCGAGAGUGCAAAGGCAUCGCAGGCAGCCGCCUUGGAAAAGGAGGCGAAGAAGGCGGCCGAAGAGAAGCGCAAGAAGGAGGAGGAGCAAAAGAAGCAAGCGGCGGCCACGGCCAAGCAGACGGACAAGUCUCGCCCAGUUACGAGCACCCCCAUUGCGGGCACACCCUGGUGUGUGGUCUGGACUGGCGAUGCUCGUGUCUUCUUUUACAAUCCCUCGACGCGGACUUCGGUCUGGGAUCGACCCGAGGAUCUAAUGAACCGUGAGGAUGUGGACAAGGCGGUCAACGAUCGACCCGAACAGCUCAAAACGGAGGAGGAAAAGUCCGCUGAAGCGGCAGAACAGAAGACCAACGAGGAAUCAGGAGAAGAGCUAGCCUCAGCCGUGGCCCAGGCGCAGGCACAGCAGCCGGACGUCCAGCACAUUGAACCGGAAGAGGAGGAUGACGAGGAGGUCAUAAAGAUUGGCACUGAAUCCGAGUCCAGUGUCGAGGAGGUCCCCACCAAGCGCGUGCGGAUGGGUAAGAAAAUGACAAAAUCGAAGCGGUCCGAGGAUGCUGCAUUGGAGGCCGAACAGAGGGCAGCCAAGGAGCGUGCCCUCAUUCCCCUGGAGAUGCGCGUCACACAGUUCAAGGAGAUGCUGCGGGAGAAGGAUGUGUCGGCGUUCAGCACGUGGGAGAAGGAGCUGCACAAGAUUGUCUUUGAUCCGCGGUAUCUGCUGCUCACAUCGAAGGAACGCAAACAGGUAUUUGAAAAGUAUGUCAAGGACCGGGCCGAAGAGGAGCGCAAGGAGAAGCGCAACAAGAUGCGACAGAAGCGCGAUGACUUCCGUAGCCUUAUGGAGGAGGCCAGGCUGCAUGGCAAAUCCUCCUUCUCAGAGUUUAGCCAGAAGAAUGCCAAGGAGGAGCGAUAUCGGGCCAUCGAGAAGGUGCGCGAGCGCGAGAGCCUCUUCAACGAGUACAUCGUGGACGUACGCCGUCGGGAGAAGGAGGACAAGCAACUAAAAAAAGAACAGCCACUAGCUACUGCUACUACUAGCUACAGAUUACAGCACAAAUGCACCACCACUCAAAAAAAAACAUCACCAAAAACCACCAUCACACAAAACGACAGCAACAUCAAGAACAACAACAACAACAACAAUCUUCAACAACAUCUUCGUCGUCAUCGCACCACGCACACCACGCUCGCAAUCUGUGUGAUUCGCAAGGACUUUCUCGAUAUGCUGCGGGAGCGGCACGACAUUGAGCGCCAUACGCGUUGGUAUGACAUCAAGAAGAAGCUGGAAUCGGAUCCGCGCUACCGGAUAGUCGACUCAAUGUAUCGGGAGGAGUACUUCGAGGAUUAUCUCCACAUAAUGAAGGAGGAGAAGCGCAAGGAGCGUGAGCAGCGGGAACAGCGGGAGAGGGAGCGUCAUCGGGAACGUAAAUCCGAUCGCAAGGACAAGGAUAAGGACAAGGACAAGGAGAAGAGCCGCAAGGAUCGUGGCCGUAGUCGCUCCAAGGACAAGGACCGUGAGCGUAAAUCCUCCAAGGACAAAGACAAGGAGAAGGAUAAGAGCAAGUCGGAGAAGAGCAAAAAACGAGAUUCCCCCGAGGAGGGCGAACACCAUGACGAGUCGGAGCGCGAGGAGCGGGCUGGCAGCGAUGACAGCGAAGUGGCCCGCCAGCGGGAGAGCGAGGCCGAACAAAAGCAAAAGGAGCGCGAAAAGAAGCUUCGGGCAGAGCAGAGUAUUCGGGAAAGGGAGAAGGAGGUGCAGCGCACCCUGGCCGGUCAUCUGCGUGAUCGGGACAAGGAGCGUGAGCACCACAAGCGGGACGAAAGCAUUGGACACUUUACGGCCCUGCUGACGGAUCUCGUGAGGACGGCAGACUUCACCUGGAAGGAGGUGAAGCGACAGCUGCGCAAGGAUCAUCGAUGGGAGCAGAUCGAGCCACUCGAUCGAGAUGAUCGUGAGAGAAUCUUCAAUGUACACAUUGACAAUCUGAUGAAGAAGAAACGCGAGAGAUUCCGCGAAAUGCUCGACGAGAUCAGCACCCUACAGCUGACGAGCACUUGGAAGGAGAUCAAGAAGUUGGUUAAAGAAGAUCCGCGGUAUCUCAAGUACAAUUCGGAGAAGGGGGAGCGCGAGUUUAAGGAUUACAUCAAGGACAAAACGCUGCAAGCGAAGACGGCGCUGCGUGAGCUCUUGCAAGAGUGCAAAUUCAUUACCCACAAGAGCAGCGAUCUCAUCAAGGAAAAUGCCAAUCAUCUCAAGGAAAUACAAGAUAUACUCAAGAACGAUAAGCGCUACUUGGUGCUCGACCACUUGGAGGAGGAGCGGAACGUUAUUGUUGUGGGGUUUGUGGAAGAGCUGAACAAACGUGGACCACCGCCCCCACCCACAGCCUCCGAAUCAACGCGUCGCAACAAAUAGUGGCACUAUGGGCCUCCCCCAAAACCCAUCAGCCCUUUACCCCCAACACCCUAAAAACAACGCCCAAACGCUAAGCUCUUUAUUCAAUUUAAUCUAUUAAAUUAAAUUAUUUUAGUCCUGUGUAGCUUCUAAUAUUUUAAUUAUUUACAAAUGAAUAAAACGUACACCAUCCACACAACAAAAA
Drosophila pseudoobscura is the source of this 3946-nucleotide messenger RNA. Its product is annotated as transcription elongation regulator 1. Gene Ontology annotation, molecular function: RNA polymerase binding; transcription coregulator activity. The coding region runs from base 136 to 3762 and encodes 1208 amino acids. NCBI's taxonomy places the organism in Eukaryota, Metazoa, Arthropoda, Insecta, Diptera, Drosophilidae. The record is from RefSeq and is a predicted model, not a curated record. Gene Ontology annotation, cellular component: nucleus. The transcript has 9 exons.